Molecule: messenger RNA, 2044 nt
Organism: Nerophis lumbriciformis (worm pipefish)
Lineage: Eukaryota; Metazoa; Chordata; Actinopteri; Syngnathiformes; Syngnathidae
Source: RefSeq, a predicted model, not a curated record
GGAAGUACACAACACUGGCUACAUUCUCUCGGCUAACGUUUUGUAUUUGUUAGCUUCAUUAGCCACACAGUUUUGUCGUCAUUGGCAUUGUCACUUUUAUUUUUAAAUAAAGCGCCAUUUUUGUACUUUAUGUUAUGAUAUACGCAUAAGUUCGGCGGAGACAAGCGUGUGCGGGCCGACAGCCACAAUGGCGUAUAAGCUGUCCCUCCAGUCGAAGCUCUCCUCCGUCAUGGAGGCGAUGGCCACAUCCGCCCUGGCUCAGGUCCUCCAGGCGGUGGACGAAGACGCGGUGGAGCUGCGCCUGGAAGUGUCUCGGCUCCAGACUCUCAACUCGGCCCUGGCGGAGAAGGUCGACGAGCUGGAGUACGAGCUGACGGCCGCCAGAGAUGACGCCCCCAAGCUGGGUAAAAGUCACCGAACCGUCGCGAUCCAGACAGACGCCGAUUCUGACGAAUCCCAGUCUCCUGUCAUAGAGGGAGUCUUUGGACAAGACUGGUGCCUAAACCUGUGGAAAGACAGAUUUCAUGGCGGUCAAAGGAAAGACAACACAACAUCUCAGCACGUGGACGAUACUACGGAUAUGUCCAUACCUCUAGAAAGUUUUUCUCCAAGCGACUCAACGGAGCUGGAAAAAGGCGCAGAGUUUUGGAGUUUUGAGUCUCUUUCAGAGGCGGUGGAACGCUGGCAGAAGUCUAAUUUGGUGGAGCUCUACAAGCGUAGUUCCAGGAGCGUGGAAAAUGCCUCAAAGCGGGCGAGGAAGAAAAUGUACAGCCGGGAUUUAGUUUUCGCCGAGCUGGACUUUGCCUGCGUUCACGGCAGCAGAGGCCCCGCUUUAAAACGGUGUCCAUUCACCAUCAAAGUGCGAGUUACACCUGAUGGAAGGAAGCUGUUUGUAAAGGACAUUAGUAGUGUGGAUUGCCACAACCACGGCCUGUCUCAAUUUUUAAUGACCGGGCCUGAUCAAUUGGACGUGAUUCAAGUCAAAGUAGAAGAUUAUAUGCAGGGUGCUGCCGGCAGCUUCCAUCAAGAAAUGUUUGGUCAUGAAACUCACAACAGUACACCGUGGACUAUCCGGGAGGUGCAGACCUUACUCGGCAUCCUCGCCGAAGACAAGGUGCAGCAGGAUCUGGUGGGCGCGGUGCGCAACAAGAAAGUCUUCCAGCUGGUCUCGCAAAGAAUGGCCGCCGAGGGCUUCCACAGGACAUGCGGGCAGUGCCAAUUGAAAUGCAAAAAGCUGCGGUCCGACUACAGAAAGAUAAAACAGCAGAACCGGCGAAAGGCGUGGAGGUGGUUCGAUCUGGUGGACGCCGUUUAUGGCCGCAGGCCGGCUAUUGAGAAGAGCGCGGGACACAUGCACACGACGAAUUCUUUGCUGCAGGCCAUGGUGGAAUCUGAAGUUGAAAAUCUGGACUCCAGCUGCGACAACGGCGAGCAGAUCACCUCGCCGGGCGGUUCGCCCAUGAGAGCCCCGGCAGAACCGGGACCAUCAACCCAGUGUGCCCCUCGCCUUCAUGUACCUUCUACAAAGAGGAAGAGCGAGGACUGUGGGGUGACCGUGGAGCUGGACGAAAUGUCCGCGCCGGCGCAAAAGCUGGAGGAGCUGCACGAACAGAACUUCAGGCAGAAUCUGGAGCAGUCAGCCGCCGUCAACCAGGGCUUUUUCAGGGUUUUACAUUCCAAGGGGAAGCCGAACUGAACCAUGCUGUUUAUUUAUAGUAUCGCAAAUCCUCUCCUGUUGUUUUCAAAUAUUGUGUACCCGUGUCAUAGAAGUAAGUUGUUCAAGAGGAGGCUCCAAUAAUCAAAAGUAUGAGCAGUAAUACGCUGUAUUGUUUAUAAUAACUCUUCUGCUUUCUUUACACAAUGUAUGGAAGACAUGACCCACAAAGGAAUAACCUGUUACAUUAUGGUGUGGGACCAAGAGCUCUUGAACAAAAUUGGCAAUGUAAGUAUUUUACUAUUUGUCACUAUUUCAACGGACAUGCUCAGUGUUUCUCUUUUUAAGAAAUGAUCAUUGAAUGCACAUAAAACCAUGUAAAAGACUAUA